Messenger RNA from Ictidomys tridecemlineatus (thirteen-lined ground squirrel), 864 nucleotides. The record is from RefSeq and is a predicted model, not a curated record. NCBI's taxonomy places the organism in Eukaryota, Metazoa, Chordata, Mammalia, Rodentia, Sciuridae.
UGCCCUGGCGACACUGCGCCGGGGUCUUUGGAAGUCAUGGAAGCAUCUCUCAACCUGGCUCCUCACAGAGCAGACCGUUUAUGAGCUUCAGGAAAAUACCAAGAGGCUAUUUCUUGUCACAAGAAGGCUACGGCCUAUCUUUCUGAUGCUCUGAAGCUGACCAAGUCUGAGCAGGCUCAUUUAUCACUGCAAUUAAAAGGGGAUAGCCACAUGGAACAGCUUCUCCUCAUCCAGGAGAGGUGGAAAAGGGCAAAGUGUGAAGAACUAUCAAAAGCUCAGAACACAGACAAGGAUGUAGCCACCCAUUUUCAGGCAUCUCACAAACCCUCUACUGAGGUUGCAGAGGCUCAGAGUCCCCUUCUUUCUCAGAACUACAGCCCUUGUACAGAGAAACACCUCUCUGAAAUUCAGGGAGUCUUUGACAGGAAUACAGAAACACUACUAUUUUUACUUCAGCAAAAGAGUGAGACAACACAGCCAUGUAUUGGAAGCAAAGCCCCGAAGGAUGAUAAAAUAAUUAUUGAGAAGCAGGCAACCAAAAUUGCAAAUUUGAAAAUGUAUGAGGAGUUCCUUGUGGCUGAAAAUGAAAGAUUAAGGAAAGAAAAUAAAGCACUAAAGGCUGAAAAAGCCAGACUUGUAAAAGUUCCAGUAGAUAAGGAGCUGGAUGUGGAUACUGAUUUUAUAGAAAAGUCAGCAUUAUGGAACUUGCCACCACAUUCAGACACUGCUACACCUUCAACCUGGCAGAAAUUUGCAGCAAAUACUGGGAAAGACAAGGAUAUUCCAAUACCCAAUCUUCCUCCCUUGGAUUUUCCAUCUCCACAACUUCCACUUAUGGAGUUGUCUGAGGAUUUUCUGGAAGGA